GAGUGCCCGCGCUCCCGGUUCUAAGGGAGCCCGGCUCCCCCAGCGCCGUAUUAGCGCAGGGCCGCGCGUGCCGCCUCUCCCCGCCGGCCGCACGCGGGCACCCGUUUCCCGCCCCCGUAUUUAAAUCGCUUGGCGCGUGCGCGGCCGUUGAACGGUCGGAGCCGGCCCGCUGCCGGAGCUGACGGCCCCGAUUGCCGGCUCCCGCUCCCUUCUGCUCCCGCCGUGCUGAUGCUCAGAAAUGACUACCCCAAACAAGACACCACCUGGUGCUGAUCCAAAGCAGUUAGAGAGGACGGGUACUGUAAGAGAAAUAGGCUCACAAGCAGUUUGGUCGCUUUCAUCUUGUAAACCAGGAUUUGGAGUGGAUCAGUUACGAGAUGAUAAUCUAGAAACUUACUGGCAGUCGGAUGGAUCGCAGCCUCAUCUGGUGAACAUCCAAUUUAGAAGAAAAACAACAGUGAAGACAUUAUGUAUCUAUGCAGACUACAAGUCUGAUGAAAGCUACACUCCAAGCAAAAUCUCUGUCAGAGUGGGAAAUAAUUUUCAUAAUCUCCAGGAAAUCCGGAAUGGAUGUGGCCUUUCCUGCCAUGGACGUGGUGUCAUGGAGCAGCAAGAUCCAUCACUAAGGAAAUGGUUUUUCACCAGUCAAAAAAUACAGGGGCUUAGCUGUGGCUUUCCAAGCCCCACUGACCUUUGGGGAAACAAGGAUACUGGCUGUGGAUUUGAUUUACCCGAGUGAGGAGGGUGAGGGGGUGAAAACUGGCAGACACUAGUUUUUCUAGGCUGUUCCCUAACACUUGCUACCUUUGGAUUUGUCUGUUGCUUCAGACUUUUGAAAUAACAUUUGGAUCUGCACUGUAUGUGUAGGGCUUUAUAGUGAUUCAGUGACCUACAAGCAACUGUAGGGGCAGACUUGUAUGGCUUGUUAUCUUACUGAUUUAUUUAUACAUACACACACAUGUUUUUUAAAUGACACCAUUGGCUUCUUGCUCUUUCCCUCAAAAAGUCACUGUCCUGUCAUAGCCUGCAAGACAGCUAUAGGGGAGGAAAUUAUCUGUAAUGUAAGCUGCCAACAUUUUGCAUUUCCUUUCUUUUCAUCUGAAAUUCUAUUUGGUUAGACCUUAAAGCAUUCAAGAUUUUGCUGCAUUCAUUAGUAUACCUAAACAAUGACUUGAUAAACGGACUCAAUAAUGCUUAGUUACAUCUUCAGCUAGGCUCCUAUGAUGUGUGCAAUACUAUUUGCAUUUAUAAUACACAAUUAAGCAUUCAAAUUGUAAAGGAAAGGCAUUCAUUUUCUUCACAGAAGAACUUGAAAUUAUUACCUUAAAGGUGCUAACUUCCUUCUAACAUGACUCCUCAUGAAAGAUGAUAACAAUUCCAAAAAUAAUGGGUACUUCUAGUUUAAGUAAGUACUACUUUUCUUAUGUAGUUUGAUAUAAAAAAAAAAAAGAAAAAAGUCGCUUCUCCUUCACUCUACCAAAGUGACUCAAGUCCAUUAAUCUCUUAGCUCUUCUGGUAUGCUGUCUCUGAGCUGUUACAAUCAUUGAGAGUCUAACUUGUAGAAAUUCACAAAUUUUGUACAGAUGUCAAAAUUCAAAAGUCUUUAGUGAAUUACUCCCUCUUUCAUAUUUUCUCAGGGUAUUCAGUUAGCACAGAAGUAAUGAAUAUUACAUAAAUUAAUGUUGUUGCAAUUCAGCUGUAGGGGUUGAGAUUCAAUGCCAGUGAGAUAGAUCAAGGUUUUAAAAAAUAUCUGCUGUAAAUUGAAAACAAGUGGUUGAAAGUAUUUUGCAGAUCUCUCUCCCACAGAUUGUAUAUUCCAUUUUCCAAACUAAAUCUAAGAGAGAAUAUUACUUUAUUGAGAUUUAUGGAAUAAUUUCUUUUAAAAUUCCAGCAAUAUGAGAAUGCACUGACAAUGACCAAAAAUAAGUGUCAGCUACUAAGUGGUUUCAUCUUUUGAAGGGUUUUUUCUCAGUAAUGGGAAAAAAGUUCUGACAGUUUUUUAAAACAAGAAUUAUAUGCAAACUUAAAUUAGGGACAGAUCAUUUUGUCCAAUUUUAACUGGCUUACCAGUGAUAAAAUGGGAUAAAAUGGGUGGAAAACACGAUAAUAUAGCAGUCAUCCAUCAGAGGAAGUGUUCCUCCCUCAAUUCAACAUGCUGAUCCUGUCUAAAGAAUAGGACUUAAGAGCUUGUGAGAAAAUGGGUGUAAGAAGUUAUAAAAGAAAAUUGUUCUGUGGCAUUUGGGGGAAGUACAUGUAGACACAGCAGUAGGUCUGUAUUAAAUACAAAAGUGUGUGUGUUUUUCAAUUCUGAAUCUUUUUUAAGACAAAUAAAUUACCUGUUUUCUGUAUGGCAUGGUACAUGGGAUAUAACACCAGAAGGACUCAUAUAGCAAUGAUGGACGUGAAGGUAUAAAACUCCCAAAGACAGCAGGUAAUGCUUUUGUGUUCUUUUAUGUGCUCCCUGGACUAUGUGUUCACUGAAGUAUUCUAGGACCUCGUUACAGAAUUUGGGGUGUCCAAGAGCUUAAAGGGAUGAUGACUCAUGGAACCUUACUGGACUGUUAAGCCUCCUCCCAUUAAAGAAAAACAUGUGGUUGAAACUGUGUUGGCUAAAAACCAUGGAAUUUUCUGCGUAACGUUAUUCCUUCUUUGCCAUUUUGUGUUGGAUAUCAUGAUCUGCCUGUUAUAUUCCAGCAAACGCAAUAAUUUCAUUUUAA
Molecule: messenger RNA, 2717 nt
Organism: Phasianus colchicus (ring-necked pheasant)
Lineage: Eukaryota; Metazoa; Chordata; Aves; Galliformes; Phasianidae
Gene: ANAPC10
Product: anaphase promoting complex subunit 10
Biological process (GO): protein K11-linked ubiquitination; anaphase-promoting complex-dependent catabolic process
Cellular component (GO): anaphase-promoting complex
Source: RefSeq, a predicted model, not a curated record